Messenger RNA from Halteromyces radiatus, 1499 nucleotides. RefSeq lists its product as uncharacterized. The coding region runs from base 68 to 1384 and encodes 438 amino acids. The record is from RefSeq and is a predicted model, not a curated record. Gene Ontology annotation, molecular function: succinate-CoA ligase (ADP-forming) activity; ATP binding. Gene Ontology annotation, biological process: tricarboxylic acid cycle; succinyl-CoA metabolic process. Gene Ontology annotation, cellular component: mitochondrion; succinate-CoA ligase complex. The transcript is spliced from 11 exons. Lineage: Eukaryota; Fungi; Mucoromycota; Mucoromycetes; Mucorales; Cunninghamellaceae.
UCUCUGUCUUUUUUUUUUCCACCUCCCUUUUCCCUUUAAAACCUUUUGUGUAUUUAUAAACAUCAUCAUGUUCAAGUCAGUUCGUUCCGUUACUGGUAUGGCCGCACGCGCCUCCAAGAUUGUCCGUCAACCCACUCAACAACAACAAAAACGUUUUUUGAACAUUCACGAAUACUUGUCUGUUGAUGUUAUGAGACAAUAUGGUAUCAAUGCUCCCAAGGGUGCCGUUGCAAAGUCUCCUGAAGAAGCUUUUGAAGUUGCCAAGCGUUUAGGUUCUGAUGAUCUUGUUAUCAAGGCUCAAGUUUUGGCUGGUGGUCGUGGCAAAGGUCAUUUUGAUAGCGGUUAUAAGGGUGGUGUCAAGACUUUCUCUACACCUGAAGAAGCCAAGGCUCUUGCUGACAAGAUGAUUGGUCACAAAUUGAUCACUAAGCAAACUGGUGCUGAAGGCAAGCCUUGUAAUGCUGUGUAUAUUUGUGAACGCAAGUAUGCUCGUAAUGAAUACUAUUUUGCUAUCUUGAUGGAUCGUCAAUCUGCUGGUCCUGUCCUUGUUGCUUCCUCUCAAGGUGGUAUGGAUAUUGAAGCUGUUGCCAAGGAAAACCCUGAUGCUAUUGUUACCUUACCUGUGGAUAUCAAAAAGGGUCUUUCUCGUGAAGAUGCAAAGGCUUUGGCUCAAAAGAUUGGUAUUAGUCAAGUUGCUCAAGAUGAUGCUGCCGAAACCUUCAUGAACUUGUAUAAGCUCUUCACUGAACGUGAUGCUACUCAAGUUGAAAUCAAUCCUUUGUCAGAAACCAACGACCAUCAAAUUCUCUGUAUGGAUGCCAAGUUGAACUUUGAUGACAAUGCUGAAUUUAGACAAAAGGAUGUGUUUAACCUUCGUGAUUUCACUCAAGAAGAUGCUCGUGAAAUUGCUGCUGCCAAGCACAAUCUCAACUACAUUGGUUUGGAUGGAAGCAUUGGUUGUUUAGUGAACGGUGCUGGUUUGGCAAUGGCUACUAUGGAUAUUAUUCAACUUCAUGGUGGCAAGCCCGCUAACUUCUUGGAUGUUGGUGGUGGUGCUACUCCUGAAGCUGUCAAGGCUGCUUUUGAAAUCAUCACUUCUGAUCCUCAUGUUUCCUCUGCCUUUGUCAACAUCUUUGGUGGUAUCAUGCGAUGUGAUGUGAUUGCUGAAGGUAUCAUUGCCGCUGCCAAGGAACUCGACAUGACCAUUCCUUUGGUUGUUCGACUCAAGGGUACUAAGGUUGAAGAAGCCAAGAAAUUGAUUGCCGAAUCAGGUCUCCGUAUCUUCGCUGUCGAUGAUCUUGAUACUGCUGCUCAAAAGGUUGUCAACUUCUCCAGUAUUGUGACUCUCGCUAGAAAGGCUGAUAUCAAUGUCAAAUUUGAUUAAAUCCAUUUAUUGCUUUUGUUUUAGUUUACUAUUUAUUUAUCUUACCCUGUGUUUGACCUUUUUUUUCUUUCUUUCUUUUUACAUACAAUAAAGAUGUUUUAUAUAUUUAUAUUCU